This is a messenger RNA of Belonocnema kinseyi, 603 nucleotides long. RefSeq lists its product as uncharacterized. The transcript is spliced from 4 exons. Lineage: Eukaryota; Metazoa; Arthropoda; Insecta; Hymenoptera; Cynipidae. The coding region runs from base 20 to 499 and encodes 159 amino acids. The record is from RefSeq and is a predicted model, not a curated record.
UUUAACGAAUUAUUCAAUCAUGAAGUGUGCCAUCUUCUUCUGCCUUUUGGCGUGUUGUGCUUUUCAAACCGUCUUCUCAAAUGCAUUACACCAGGCUAUAGAAAUGUUACGUUCCGAAAGUAUGAAAAAAAUCUCUGAAGUUGAGGAUAGAUUACACUCUGCUAUUGCGGCUGAGUUUGAAGCUGCGGAGCGGAAAGGAGUACACUAUACAAGUCUAUACGCUUGUGGGAAUCAUUUUGACGAUUUCUGGCAUAAAUAUAUUAAUCCUGCAACUGUUCAAUGCAUGCAUUGCCGUGAACAAAUCAUUAAUAUUAAAAAAGUUCAGGCUGCGAGAAAGUGUUCUUUUGAUGUUAUUGCUUCAGUAGAACACCAGGCAAAAUUAACUUUAGCUAAAGUUCAGUCAUGUACUAUGGGAUUCAUUCAUGAAGUGCAGGCAUUAGUAAGAGGACCUCGAAGUGGACGAAAAAACAUACAAAUACAUCCAAACGGGCAUUUAUAGUAUACUGACAACAAUAGACAAUUUCAAAACUGAAAUUCAUUAAAUUUACGUUUUUUGUAAUUGACUGUUCCUUUAUACCUAAAUCAUUCGAUUAAGGAGGGAAU